CCGCCUCGAUGGUGGUGCGCUGUCCAGCAUUUCAGCAAUCGGCAGCUGCGCCCGAGGGAAGACGGGGGCGCGGGGCCGUGGGGAGGCCACAGAGCAGCCUUUCGAAGCAAAAGAUCGGGGACAAACGGAACCUGGAAGCCCAGCUGCAGCACCCAGAAGACUGCAGAGGUCAGCGGGGAGGGCCCGCCGCGGAGGACAGCUGUCAUGUCCUCCACCGUGAACAACGGGGCUGCCGGCAUGCCAUCCCCGCCCGACGCCGCCAACGGCUUCCCGCAGCCCGGCGCCUCGUCCGGGACCUGGCCGCGCGCGGAGGAGGAGCUGCGCGCCGCCGAGCCCGGCUUGGUGAAGCGCGCACACCGGGAGAUCCUGGACCACGAACGCAAGCGGCGCGUGGAGCUCAAGUGCAUGGAGCUACAAGAGAUGAUGGAGGAGCAGGGGUACUCAGAGGAGGAGAUCCAGCAGAAGGUCGGGACCUUCCGGCAGAUGCUGAUGGAGAAGGAGGGAGUAGUGGCCAGGGAGGACCGGCCUGGGGCCCACAUCGUGGCAGAGACCCCGCGGAGAAUGGACGGCUUGGAGCCGGGCCUGGAGUACCCACCCUUCGAUGAGGAUGACGGCCCGGUGGAUUGCGACUGCCCGGUCGCCUGCUACCGCGGGCACCGGGGGUACAGGACCAAGCACUGGUCCAGCAGCUCCGCAUCGCCCCCUCCCAAGAAGAAGAAGAAAAAGAAAGGCAGUCAUCGGAGGAGCCGCAAAAAGAGGAGACUAGAGUCAGAGUGCAGCUGUGGGAGUGCCUCCCCCCUGCGCAAGAAGAAGAAGGGUGUGAAGAAGCACCGCAGAGAUAGGUCUGAGUCUGGGUCCCGGAGGAAGCGACGGUACAGAUCGCGAAGCCUCAAGAGCAAAAGAAAAGAAAAAAACAAAGAGCGUAAGAGGCCUCACACUGAAUCGCCGGGCAGAAGGUCUCACCACCGCAGCAGCUCCCACAGUCCCUCGAUGACCUCACACUACAGCGACUCCGGAUCACCCAGCAGGCUGAGCCCCAAACAUCGAGAUGACGGGCGGAAGACGGGCAGCCAGCGAUCCAGCGGGAGCCGGUCGCCGUCCGCAUCGGGCGGUAGCGGAUGGGGGUCGCCGCAGCAGAACGGAGGCAGCAGGCAACGCAGCGGAGCGCUCGGGGGCCGCCCCGGCUCAGCGCACAGCCCGCCCGAUAAGCCUAGCUCGCCCCGGGCCUGCGACAAGGUGGCCGCCGCGCCCACGCCGCCCGCUCGUGGGAAGGACAGUCAGAGCCCGCGCUCCGCGCCGUCGUCGCAGGGCCGCGGGGGCCGCGCGGCGGGAGGGGCGGCCAGGCGCCGGCGCCGGCGGAGGAGGAGGCGGCGAUCGCGAUCCUCGGCCAACGCGCCCCGCCGCAGGGGGCGCCGGCGAGCAAAACCCGCGCCGGCCCGGGGCUCGUCCCGCUCGCCCAGCGGGGCUCACUCCAGCAGCGAGUCGGGCGGCGGCGGAGCCCCGGGUCCAGGGCCGGAGCCGGGCUCCGAGCGAGGUCACAGCGGACACGGGAAACGGGCAAAGGAGCGACCCCCGCGCGCGCGACCCGCAAGCGCCUCGCCAUCCCCAGGCGCGCACGGCCGGCGCGGUGGCCCCGAGGGGAACAGCUCAUCGCGCAGCCCUGGGCCCCACCCGGGGUCCUGGAGCUCCAGCCGCUCGCCGUCCAAAUCCCGCUCACGCUCCCCAGACAAAAGGACCCGAAGUCCCAGCCUCUCCCCGUCGCCCAAGAAACCUCUAGGCCGGGACAAAGACAGCGAAGGCCGUGUGAGGCAUGCGGAGGCUGAGGCCGCCCGCACCCGACGUCGCUCCCGCAGCUACUCGCCCAUCCGAAAGCGGCGCCGCGACUCGCCCAGUUUCAUGGAGCCAAGGCGCAUCACCAGGAACCUCCUGCUGCGUGGCCUGUGGCCAGCCUGGGGGCCGCGUGGACCCGGCUCCACGGGCUGCCCAAGAGAUGCCCAUUGCCCGAAAGCGUCCCAUCCCCUACUACCGACCCAGCCCCUCCUCUUCCUCCAGCUGCUUGAGCAGCGACUACUCAAGCCGGAGCCACAGCAGGAGCCCAAGCCCGGGCCACAGCCACGGAAGCUACAGCAGCCACAGUCACGGGACUCGCAGCCGCUCGUGCAGCGCCUCCAGAAGCCGCAGUCCCAGCUACCACAGCAGGAGCAGCUCUGAGAGUGGGGGCUUCUGAGUUCAGACGGACACUUCCGGGGCUAGAGGGCCCUGGCGCAAGGAGAGGCUGGGGCUCUGGGACCUGAGAAGAGGGGUCUGUACCCCCCGUACUACUACAGAGGUCCCGGGUGGGGGGCAGCACGUGGGCAGGUGGACUAGGGAGGAGCUUCUUCCACAGCGAUCAGCGAUCCACCCACAAGGAGGAAUCAAGUUGUUUAGUCCCUAAAGUGUGCCCAUCCCCACGGCCCGCCCACCCACCGCGUCCAGGGAACAAAGAGCCUUUUCGAACACAAGGAUUAGAUCACCACGCCCCUCUCCUGCUUGAGGCCAGCUUACCAACCUGGGGCCCAUUGCCUGGGCAUGGCACAAGAGUCCUCUGCUGGCUGUCACCUCAUCUCAGCCCAGUGGACCCCUGCACAGCUUGGAAGGUACCAAGUCCGGGACCUUCCCCCUCCUCUUUGUCUCCCACAGAGUGGAUCUGCAGACAGCGGCUGUGCCAGAUCUAGGAGGGGAGGGAGACCACCUAACUCCUGGUGUGUUGGCAGGCAGGAUGAGGCGUUCACACCUGGCCCGUCUCUCUCUCUCUCUCUCCCUUGCCCUCAUAUCACGUGGUAGGCCCAGGCCACACCGUCCAGACCCUCAUCAGCACAAGAGGUGGUAAAUACAGCAUCUGUAUCUACCCUGAUGUCAAAGAUGGGGCUUCAGGGGCUCGGGAUGUAGCUCAGUUGGUAGAGUGCUUGCCUAGCGUGCAUGAAGUCCUGGGUUCCACCCCACACGAAGCAUAAAACCAAGCAUGCUGGUGCACGCCUGUCAUCCCAGCACUCUGGAGGUAGAGACAGGAGGGCAUAGUGAGUUUGAAUCCAGCCUGGGGUACCGGAGACCCUGUCUCGGAAGUGAGAGAGAGACUGGGGAUUCAGGUCAGAAGAUAAAAAAGAACACAGACGGAAAGCCGAGGAGUUCUGUUUAGCGUGGGCUCAAACAGCGCAGUCAUAGACAUUGCAGGUCAAGGGCUACUGGGAGAGAGGUACUGACUGCUCUCUGCGUCAUGGGUCAAAGAGUGACCCUUGAGCCAAUAAUAGCUCCUGGUCACACGUGUAGGACAGCAUGCAGUUCACUUCGGAGCCUGCCCAAGGGAGGCCUUGCUGCCAGGCUCUGGUGGGUCAGGGUUGGUCAUGGCUUUCAGAGCAGCAGUGGUAGGUUCCAGCGGAAGCCCUCAGCCUGGAGCCUGCCGGGGAAGCAGUGGUCCCCUCUAGCCCUCUUCUGUGGCACCCAGCCCUCCCCCGCUGGGGCCCUCAGGGAUCUCGAAGUCUUCCUUGGCCCAAUAGGGCAGAUGCCCUGGGCUCUGGUGGGGGGGGAGGAGUCUGGGGUCUGAUCCGGGUUCCCACCCUAUCUCAGUUUCCCCUUCCCUCUUUCUCCGCAGUGCGGGAAAAAAAAUUGGACUGUAAUAAAUACACUAGGUGCCCGGAUGA
This is a messenger RNA of Mesocricetus auratus (golden hamster), 3677 nucleotides long. RefSeq names its product serine/arginine repetitive matrix 3 (gene Srrm3). Lineage: Eukaryota; Metazoa; Chordata; Mammalia; Rodentia; Cricetidae. The record is from RefSeq and is a predicted model, not a curated record. Bases 205 to 2211 code for a protein of 668 amino acids. Gene Ontology annotation, molecular function: mRNA binding. The transcript has 16 exons.